Xyrichtys novacula (pearly razorfish) is the source of this 41089-nucleotide messenger RNA. NCBI's taxonomy places the organism in Eukaryota, Metazoa, Chordata, Actinopteri, Labriformes, Labridae. The record is from the annotation of a GenBank genome assembly.
CUCUCUCCCCCCACCCUUCCAUAGGUAGUCCAUAAUGAGUGUCCAUUGGUUUUUAUUACGCCUUGUCCCCCUCCCACUGGCCGGCUUCGCCCUGCCCAUGUUUUCUGUGUCUCAGUCCGUCCAUCUCCUGACGUUCAAGUUCGCAGGAACGUCACGUCCGCACUUGAACUUGCAGCUCAGGGGGGCUUCUCUGUACCCCCAUCACUCUCUCUUUGCGAAAAAGUCAUGAAGAGGUCCGCACAACCCGCUGCGCGCUCCGCCUCACCCUCUGAAUGAUCAGCGCUUCAUUUCUUCUGUGCUUCUUUUUUUCUUCUUCUCCUACUUGGAUGUCAGAGGCAUCAAUGAAGAUAUUUCAUUUGGAGUCUACCUUAUAGGAAAGGAUUUCCCAAUGUGAACUCAGCUGAAGAGCCGACUCUAAACCAACAUGUCUCGCCGCAAGCAAGGCAAACCCCAGCACUUGAGCAAACGGGAGUUUUCGCGUAAGUGGAGCUGAAUCACAUAUUGACUUAAUUUAGCUGCUUGUCCCUCUCACAGACAGAGCAGCAUCGUGUGUUUUUUCUUUCCUUGUGGGGCAACUUCUUUGGGGGGAAUGAAAAGGUAGAAAGUAUGGCCACGUACGGACCCUGAGUGGAUUAAAAAACGCAAACAUUUCCGAGACAGCAGGUUCUUUAAAAGUGAAUUUAGGAUCUUUGAGAGGGAGUUUAAAACACUGUGUUAGAGAGCUUUGACUUGUGUUGUAUAACGCUGCCUUUAAGGUUUCUUUCGCCAUUAAAGGGCAUGCAUGGGCUUUAUGACCGGAGACCUUUGGCUAAAUGAAGGCAGCCUGAGCACACACCACCGCUGCCACACGCUGUGUAGUUUCCAGGUCGAGCAUUGAAACCUGUUCCACGACAACAAACACAUAUCUUUUUAGUCGAUAAGAAUGUGUUUACAGAGCUUGGAGCUGGUUUGGACGCAGGGGAAGUGGUGUUUACAUACCCACUUGUCCACAGCGCAGAGACCUCGUGUGCGCGUUAUCGGGAAGGAGGAAUAUAGUUUCUGUGGCACACAUUCCUCAAAGCUCCUGCUCAAACAGCGUGUAUCAAAGACGCACCAGAUCGACACGUUUAUUCUCUAAGAACCCCGAGCAGACUCCCUGAGAAAUGCUGUUUUACAACUACGAGAGAGGACAGCAGGAAAGAGCUUUUACGCGCGAGUCUGAUAAUCUUACCAGUCAUUGACAGAUAUUGCGUGAUAAGAAUUUCACGCUUCCUGAGAAGAUUUAUAACCUGUAAUCCAUUUGAUACCAUCAGUAAACGCUUUAUCAAUGCUCUCUUUCGCAACAUAGCGUUUAUGGAGACAUCUGAGCAUCAUCCUCAGACUGCUGUGAUUGAAGUUUGAAGUGAGCAUUUGGAUCAGGUUGUUUCGUUUCGUUUCAUUUCUUUUAAUUGUUUUCGCUCUAAACGCCCCUCUGCAUGCAGGCUUUUUCCAUCACGGUUCAAACCAAUUAUGCUCUCGCAACAUGUAUGCCUGCAUUUGUCGGAUAAUUGUCAAAAGAUUUGUCAGUGGGGGGCGCAAUAUGAUUGUAGUCCCGUGGACCACUGAUGAUGAACUUGAACUUGAUCCACUUUUCCCUUUGAGCUGCUUGACCAAGCAAGUGCAGACAGAGGCGAGUUUUAUUCAGAAAGAAGUGAUUGUUUAUUCUCUCACUACUUACUGCAUGUGUUUUCUUAUUAAAGAGAGUGUGAAAAUGCACAUUUAACAGAGUAGUCAUCUAACGAAUGUUUUAUUUACUGUAAAAAUGGCUGCUCAAAAGCAACAAUAAGGUAAUCUAAAGUGUUAAUUAAUAACUUGAUGAUUGCAGAGGCUUUAUUUAGCCUAGUUUCUAUUUUUGGCUCUGACCCAGAUCUUUCAAGCUCCAUUCACUUUGCCCUAAUAUUUUUAUUUGAUCAAUUCAUGUCCGCCAUUUGAACACACUUUACAUUAUUUAGGUGAGCAGUUAUCACAUUUCUAAACCGACUGAAAGAGAUAUGUUUUAUGCAUUCACAAGCUUUUCCAAACUCCUUUUAAAAGUGCAAAUGAUCUAUUUUCCUGGUCAUGUAAAAUUCAGUGAUUGAUCUUUGACCAUAUAUGGCGGUCAUAACGUUAGCAAAGAAAGAGGCCUGAUGAUUUCCUUGAUAGUGAAUCAGACCUGCUCCUGUCGCCCAGAGGGAAACACUGACCUAAUCUACUUUAAAUUCUGAUGCAGUCAGAUGUCUGAAAAACGGAUUAUAUUUUUGGUUUUCAAACUUAUUCAUAUCAUUCUUGCUCGGCAUCAAAAUGAGAUUAUUUGGUUUGAAGAAAAUCUUUCCGGCUAACCCAGCCUCACACACCUCGCCUGUGUCCGGGGCAUAAGCUGGUUAAGAUAAGCUCUGUUAAAAUAGGGGGAGAGUGCCUCAUCUUUAAUUCAGCUGAACAUCCAGGUAACGGGGGCCUAUCUUGCAUAGUCCCUCACCACCUUCCCAUCCGACCCGACAUGGAAUUAAAGGUUGAACCAGCAGCAAGAAUUCAUCACAUCUUAUCUCGACAUCCCAGUCAGGGCACCCGAUGUCGUUUACCAUGUGGCUAGAUUACUUCUUUUAAAAAUGCUCUCUCCUUCUCUCCCUUUUUCUUUCUCUCCGUCUCUGUCGGUACUUUAGGGACCUACUCCACAUCCAACCCCUCAAUGUCUAACCUUGGUUCACAAGAUCCCAGCACUUUUAACGAAAUGGGGUCCAAUCAUCUUGAACUCAAAUUAGAAUCUAUUUUUUGAUUCUCGGAGGUGUUAGGUUCAUUAAAAAAGCGAGAUUGGCAGCACAAUAAAGAGGGUCAAGCAACUUAAUCGUUUGGCUGCUGCCUGCGAGCUGAACAUGUCAGUCCUUAUCGAAGCCUGUGUGCUUUUUCUUUCUUUCUUUCUUUCUUUCUUUCUUUCUUUCUUUCUUUCUUUCUUUCUUUCUUAUGCCCUCUUAUCCUGUGUGCAUGUCUGAACAUACAGUAUAUUGCGUUUCUCGGUUGCCCUCUCUAUGAGACAUCUGUUUCCCAGCUCUACAGAAACACCACCUCUCUUCGAACCCUAUCUCACAAUCUCCUCUCUUCUUGUCUCCCCGCUCAGCUGAACCACUUUCAGGCGUUCUACCCGAAGAAGACUCUCAGGACUCCCCCGGGCUGGGCGAGGAUCAGGGUGAGCCCCUCAAAGGGGACCAGGACCUGCUGACCUGCGGCCAGUGCCACUCCCGCUUCCCUCUUGCCGACAUCCUGCUGUUCAUUGAACACAAACGGAGGCAGUGCCACGGGAGCCUCUGUGCAGACAAACCUCUGGACAGGCCGCCCUCCUCUCCGCUCGCCUCCCCCCUCUCCACGUCCUCCUCGCACUCACGGACCCACCAUCAGCACCCGCGGAGGGUGUAUCACCCAGUGGAGGUGGCAGUUCAGGUGUCGCCACAGGAUGAGGAUUGUUUAUCUGCACCCUUGCAAGGAAUAAUCCCCAAGCAGGAGAACAUCACAGGUAAACACAGAGGGAGUUUAAAAAUGCUGCCACACGAGAGUAAACAAAUGAGAAAGAAAUGUGAGGAGUGAGUCUUUUAAAGGUGUGGAGGUAUGCAGAAGGUCACUGUUUUUGAGGUUCAUAGAGAGUUUAGAUAAGGAAACACACUCUCAGUUUGCUUCCUGUCGUAGAGACCUUCCUGUCUUCAUAGCCAGAGUGUGAAAUAUCUGCAGCUGCUUUUAGGAGCUGUGAAUCUCUCUCAGCCACAUGAAGACCAGCCCGCCCCUGAAAAACGAUUCUGAGAAGCGGAAACAUCCUCAGAGAGUAAAAAAGAUGCACACACAGACAAAGACGCAGAUUAUGAAAGAGAGGAAGAGACAGAAGGAGAGAAAAAAAAAUAAAAGAUGGACCCUUUUUUUGGUUUGUUGCUGCAUCACAGAUGUGCUCAGAAGACCGUGUGGCCUCCACAUUCUCUCUCAUGUGGUGGUGAGAGAUGUAUCUCCAUCCCUCCCUGGCUUAUUACGCUGCCAUAUCUAUCCUUCCCUCAAAAAUGCGCCUGUGAAGCAUCACUCUGAUGCUAAAAUUAAAAAGAGAUAGAGAAGAAUGUAAUUACGCCAAACUGUCAUGGAAGAAGCGUAUAUUUGAGGAAGCUACGGCCACUAAUUGUCAGUGCUUUUCUUGAUUCGAGUAAUUAAGGACUUCUUAAGGCGGCUGGUUUGUUGUUUCUCCAUCGGGGGCUAAAUGAGGCUGUCGAGAAAACAUGAGCCGCCGUGAAAACAAGCGUGCAUCCCUUAUGACUGCUUUUUUUUUUUUUUUUUUUCACUUUCCUUUGGCAGAUUUGAUCAAGUGAGCCAGAUUGGGCUUAUUGUCCGUGCAGUUUUGAUUUAAUUUGAAGCCAAUCGAGGAUAAACGCAGGAAUAAUAGUGGUGAAUAAUGUGCACUACUGUACUGCGUUAGCUGGCGCCGCCGCUCUGCAAAGGGUCUACUGUUGUUAGCUCAUCAGACCCUCGAUCUCACAGAAUGACCACUGUUCAUUAGUGCGCAGUUUGUCAAACAUCUGCCCUGUGUAUGAGAACACACACACGCGAUUGGACAUAAGCGUCCUCACACACACACGCACACACACACGCACACACACACACACACACACACACACACACACAUUUAGUCCAACAUGCCUCUUGGCCCUGUCAGCUGUUCGAACAUGCUUUUCUUUGCUCAUUUAGAUCAUCAUGCUCUGGAGUUCACAUGACAACAUGAGGUGACUAACAUUGUGAGCUGAGCUUUAUUUAGAGGGCUAAUUUCUCUUGGCAUUGUGUAACAGUGGGCUUUGGCUCAGUUUGAUGGUGAUAAACAGGCAGAUUUGGGUGGAUGUGGAGCUGGGAUGUGCUCUAUCUAAACCUGGGAGAAGGUAAACUCAAGAUAAACCUGAAAAAAGAAAAAAGAUUUGGGUUAACAGAGUUAGUACAGCUGCUGUGCAGAAAGCUUGGACAUCAGUUACAUGUGCUUUAAAGCCGCUCCCCCCACCUCUGUUUUCUGGUUAUAAGAUUGAUGGAUUCAGACUGGCAGUGCCAGCGCGCCACCCUUUAGCCCAUAUGCUGGCUGCCAUGUUCCCUCACCCCGCUCGGUUAGAAGCUGACACUGAGAUGAGGCAUCUGGAUACAUACUGUCCCUACAAAGUGUACCUCUGCCUCACUGGUUCAUGUCCAGUUUAUUCCAGGGGAGUGGACUAUAUGAUACACCCUUAUAGAUUCUGCAUACACUCCUCUGAAUGUGACCCCUCUGCUCCCCACCCCCCUCCUGAAAUGUCAUAUGGCACUGAUGGAUGUGCGUUUGGACCUCGGAUACACAGGGUUGAGAAAAGGCUGCAGGCCUGGAGGAGCCGACAGCACAGGGGUGAACUUGCAGCCGAGGGGGCAGCAGGAGGAUUUUAUCUGCAACACACCCAGAGCUGGAGGUGAAGCUGUGUGCCUCUCGGCCUCCGUCUUUGGGACAGCUGAGGCCGUCUGGGAGCCUCAUGGCUGCAGCUGUGGCUGGGGUCUGCAGUCUGGAGCUGUGGGCCGUUAGAGGAGGAGGAGGAGGACAGAGCAGCCUGCGUACCGUCAUUUGCAUGAUAAACAAUUUAAGAUAUGCAUAGGGACACCGUAGCUUGUCUCCAGAUUAUGGAUGGCCCAGAAAAAGAGCAGAUGACAGAUUCUCACACAAACUCUGUGUCUUCAUCAGAGUGUAAAACUGGAUUUAUUAAACAUGAGCCUGAUGAUGAUGAUGAUGAUGAGGUCACUUUGUAGUUUUUGUUUAUGUUAUCAUCUAUUGUCCUGGAGACGAAGUGUCGCAGUAAAUGACUGUAUGGCGGUCUGCUUUGAGUAAUUGGACCAAGAUGCUCUCUGUUGUUCUGAUUCACAGACUUUGUCGUGUCCUGUAUCAUGAUCAAUAUCCUCACUUUUAAGUAUGUGGAAGCAUAUUCUCAUGUGUGUAUGUGUGUGUGUGUGUGUGUGUGAGCUGCUACAUUACUACAUUACCCAGCAUUAGCACCGGUGUAGCCAUGUGUGUUAAUGAGGCCAUUGUAGCCGCCAUACGAUCGGCCACCAUCUCACACUUCUGCCUCUUUCCAGCGCAUUGCCUCCAUUGUAACCUGGACUGUGAAUCGAUACUGAGUUAAUUAUGGCAGCCACCUUUCCCCCUUUUCUCUAUGAGGAGGAAAACAUUCUUGCAACGGGGUCUGUGAGUGUGUUGUGUGUGUGUGUGUGUGUGUUUUUUUUUCUCACAACACCUCUCUGUGGCUGCUGAGUGUCUUCCCGCAGCAGCUUGCCUGUCCUGUUUGUCUCUGUGUGUUGUGGAGACAAAGGUAUUUAGCAGGCUCCGUAUUGGCAGUGUGCCACCUUUCUCCAAACCACCAGCCCCCCCCCUCACACACACACACACACACACACACACACACACACACACACACACACACACACACACACACACACACACACACCGCUUCAUAAGCACACAUGUAUAACACACUGGGUAUCUGUCGGGCAGAGUUGGGGGGCUGGGCAGUCCAUGGAGUGUGUUAUAAAUGUGUGUGUGUGUGUGUGUGUGUGUGGGCUGGAAGGGGGAGAAGAUCCUUGACAUCCUUUUUUUUUUUCUUUCUUGUGGUCAGUGUGUGUGUGUGUCUGUGUGCAUAUGUUGCUGCUUUUACAAGUCCACAUGCAACGUGUGCUUUUGUUGGGGCGAUCACUCUAAUUGAUAGUGAAAAGGCACAGAUGCAUGCUGUUGUAAUUACAACACACCGGCUAAUAUUUCACUAUCAGGGCGCUAAAAGUGACUCUGAUUUUAUCCUCCAGUCGCUCUGGAAAAAGAGUUCCUAUUUUUGGACGUGGGCUCUCACUAAGUUUUAAUGAAGGUGAACAGGAAUGGGGUUUUUUAGGAUGAAUUUUUCAUAGGAGACAUUUUUGUAUUCUGAAGCCGAGCUCUAAACACCCACAAAUGUUGUCAGUGGAAAUCCCUCAGCCUUUGUUGUUGGCUCGAGUGUUAGCGUCUGCGGCUGCAUUCAAGUGCCGAAGUCUAGUGGAUGUUUACAUCUCCUGUGUGGAUGCGGUGUUAAACUAAUGCAUGUGCAUAUGUGUGUACGUGUGUGUGGAUGAGUGUGGUUUUUUGACCACUUAAACUGUUUAUAGCCUUCUAUGUGUGUGUGUCAGUGUGUGUGUGUGUGUGUGUGUGUCGGCUGUUUGUUAAAGCUUUACUACUCUGGGCGUGCAGGCUGAACAUGAAAGGGUCUUUGACUUGGCAAGCCUCGCCGGAGGACACCCCUCUGUGGACCAUGCCAGGCCAGACUUGGCACACAGCUCUAUGCCUGAGGGACGGGCUGGGUCUUAAUGUGAGUUCAGUGUGUGUGUGUGAGUGUGUGUAUGUGUGUGUGUGUAUAAAGGAAGGUAGAAAAGGUGUAUUUGUGUGCCAAGCAAUGUUUUGUGGGUUUAGGAAGCAGGACUUAUAGUGAGGUGUGUGACUGACAGUCUGAGUGUGUGUGUGCGUGUGCGUGUGUGUGUGUGUGUGUGUGUGUUGUCCUCAGGGCUGAAGGCUUGGGCUUCCUGUGUCUCUGUUUGUCUUCUAACCACCCCGGUACCACAGCCUCGGGCCAUUCAGGUGGAGGCUAGUUCAAGUAUGCAUAGACAUGGACUCACAAAAGAAACAGACGUACACACACACACACACCUACGCACAUAUAGACAAAUGAACACAGACACACACCUGUUUUAUGAACACAAAAGUACCCCCUCACACACACACACUCUCUGCUGAUAUAGACCCGUAAACAUGCUCGGUGUAAACCUCCUGUGUUGUGUCCGUAAUAAAUGUGUUGUGGCAGAGGUCCUAUGACGUGUUGUGAGAUGAUGAGAUCUGUCAGAAACAUAUGAUCCUUAUUUCAGCCCUCCCUCCCCUCCCUCUCUCCUUUCCUUUCUUCGAUCUCCCUCUCUCGCUCAUGCUCUCUCUCCGCACACCGCUCCAGUAGUUUGUCUCCAGGGACUAGAGACUCAAGUUUUGGCUACAUUAGCGUGUCUGCACCUCUUAAAGGCUUCCAACAUCCAUUCUGGAGCUCAUUCUCACUCUCACAGAUUUGGCUGCUCUGCAAGCUCGAAGACAUAGACACGCACAUACUCGCACACAUACACACACACGGACAACGCAUACACACAUUCGCCGCUUCUCGCUAUCGCCUCCAUCUACUGUCAAACGGAGCUCUACGACAGAAACAACCUUGUUUGUCCACAGCCGCGUCACACGGGAUGAAAAAGUAGCCUCAGAAAUAAGCAUGUCCUGCCGCUGUCCUGUCAAUAGCGUGGCAGGCAGUCACAUCACAGGGUCAGGGGUCGUCUGACAGCGUCAGGGCCUGUCACACCAGCCGCCGGCUUCACCACCUGCAGGUUAAUGACUUUAUUUUUAGACAGAAACUGAAACAGAGAAGAAAAAGUGUCUUUGAUACAGCUACAGCUCAGGAUGUGAUGGAUGAUGAACAAAGAGAGCAGACGUGCCGGUGCUUCACUGUGGAGGGAACAGAUUUCAAACAUAUAGAUACUGUACAUGUGGAGCUUUUCCCCCCAAUCACUCUGGGUAAAUAAGCUCCUCCUUUCUUCCUUUUGAGUUCAAACACUGAUUUAGAUCCAGCUCUUCUGUUUUGGGGAGUCUCUAUUCCGGUUUGACAUUCAGUAGCACAGUUAAGUAUGUCAGGUUAACCUCUCCUGCUCUUGUUGUGACUGUAGUUUUUACUGUAGAUCUAUUGCUUUGUCUUCCUCACGCUCACGUGGUGAUAAUUCUAAGGCCAUCAUACUCGUCUGAACCCACUGAUCCCUGAACACUAUCUGUCUUUUUAGUGCGUCUAACUCCACUAUCUGUCCCCCUGCAGGUCUCAGCGCUAGGUUUGUCCUGUCUGACUGUGCUUGUGCGUCGAUGGGUGUGUGCGCGUCUAUUUGUACCUUUUGUAUGCGGGUGGGUGGUCCCCUGCAGCUGUGUCCGCCAGCCUUAUCUCAAGCACAGGACGGAGAGGGCCUCAGAGUCUGACGGGACGCUUGUGAAAUCUCACAGUUUGAAUGUGUGUGUGAAAGUCUCAGAGUGAGUGUAACUUUGCUGCUGCACGUCUUCUAGUGUUGUGUCGUUCAUGAACGAUUCGUUCAAAAGAACGGAACUGCUAAGUGGAAUCACUCCAAGACCUGAUUCGUUCUUUUCUUGGUUCACAUGAGCUCAGCCACAAGUGUAGUGUCGGUCGGGAGUGAAACUGUUGCUUUUGACUCUUUGGCGAAUGACACACAGCAAGCUAGCGAGCGAGUGGUCGAGCGGAGUCCCGUAAAUUGCUCACAGUGAAAGAACAACAUGUAUCAGACAGACUGUGAACGAAACAAACGACUUGAGGCAGGCAGAGGUUGGAGGGGCGUAGCGUCAUUCACGAACUGCAGAGCACCGGUUCGUUCACUGUGUAUUUAUUUUUAAUCUCUCCACUUUUCCGCGAUAUAAGAGAAUGAUGACUCGCACUUGUUUAGUGGGUGUGCUGCUUGCUGCUGUGUUGUUUCACUCGUGAUGCGAAUGUCGGCAUCACACAGAGAGGUGAGUUUUUCAGGGCAGGGGAGUGAUUCUUCCUUCACGACUUGGCGAAUGAAGGACAUGUGUUACCCAAUGAAUGAUGCUGACUUCAGCAGCACUGACUGAUUCGGUGAACGAAUCUUUGAACGAAUCAUUUGAAUGAACAGAUUCUCAAGAUUCAGUUCAGUCAAAAGAACUGUUCUUCCCAUCACUAACAUCUUGGUGAAUGUAUACUAAUAGCUUGUUGUUUCCCUCAGGGGGGUUGGUGUUCAAAAGCUCAUUGCCUCCUAAUAGCGGAAGUUAGCUGCACAUUUGAUCUUAGAUUCAAAUCCCACGACUUUUAAACGACGAUCAGAAGAUACGGGCCUCAUUCAUUUUUAAGAGAGUGUUAAUUCGGUUAUUAGAAUCACUUUAGGCUAUAUCCUUGUAUUGGCGUUCUUUGCACAAAAGCAUGCAGGCACCACCGGUAGGCUCGAUUGAACACACACCUUCAUCAUUUAUUCAGGGUUGCAUGCACACACGCACACACAUACUUUUACCUCCACUCCAUCCCCCAUGCCAAACUGACCCCCAACCCUCACCGCACACACAAACACCCCCGUGCACACUCACAUAUGCACACUCCUGUCCCAGGCACCCUUUACUUUUGCAGGCUGAAUCUCACUGAUAACAUGCUGGCGCCCUCAUUUAAAUUUGAAGCGCUUCUUUAAUCUUCAAAGGCCUGAUUGCUUUAUGAAUAUGCAUGGACCGAGCUGACUCUCAGUUCAUUACCUUGUUGUAAAUUCUAAUGACCAUUAGGGCCCUGCGCGGUAAUUGCCAAUUGUUUUGCAUUUUUGAUUAGCCCAUUACCGGAUCGCAUUCUGAACAUGUCUGCCCUGCCUGCCUGCCAGGCCACGGCAAGAAGAAGCAGAGGGAGGAGGAGGAAGAGUGGUGGGGGGAAAAAAAGAGAAAGAGCGUGCAGGGGAAAGGGGGUGUGAGGGCCAGAGAAACAAGGUUUAAGCAGCGUAAAUUUUGAUGCUCGGCCCAAAAUGUUGGAUUUGUUUAGGGAGGUUGGCCGGAAGGAGAGGAAAAAGCACAAUGCAAGAGAAUGUAGAACUGGAUGUUCCCUAAACAAGCGUGUUUCUGCUGAGCUUGAGUGCAAGAGCGUGUACCUGGGCUGCAUUUAUGUCAGCAUGUGUAUUUGUUGAUUGUGUGCGUGGACACGGCCCAACUGUGUGUACAUGUUCGAGUUCGCGUGCAGUUAAGUGAGUGGGAUGGGGUUGGGUGGUGUGCCGGGAGUGGUGGGGAGGUUCCUGUAGUGCAUCCCAACGCUCGCCGUGCCUGGGACUUAUGAAAGAUUGAUGGCUCCUUGCAGAAUGGCAUCACCCCGCUACAACUUGAUAACAUCUAAUGGAUAAUUUAGCGCUCUAAAACCGGCAGCUCGGACCCCUCCUCUCGAGCAGGCAGGAGAGGAUAGCAUCUGCUGGGCUUUUGGGGCUGCUGUGUGCCGGGAGGGACGUGAGGACAAGUAGAGAGGAGGAAGAAAGAGGGAGGAGGAAAGAUGAAGAUUGCGUGUGAGUGUUUGUGUGAGCAUGGCGUGAGUGCUGGUCCCUCUCCCAUGCCUCAAAAUGUGAUGUCACAUUUGUCAGUCAGGAAACUCUCCCGCUCUUUUCACCACAUGUAACCCGACUUGAAAAAACACAUAUCAGCAGUUUCUUUAAAGUCCCAUUUUGAUCAUUUUUUUUACCACUUUAAGUGUUCUCAGUGGUCUUUAAAUUGUGAUUCUGAAGUUUUUAGCCAAAAUCAUGUUACCUGGGGGAUUUUCAAGGGCUUUUCUUCUGCAGAGCUCCAGUAGCUCAUUAACAAUUCACCUCUGAGUCAUGGGCGGAGACAGCACUACUCUGCAAACUCCUCUUCAUGCUAGCUUGUAGCCUAACAUUGCCAGUGUAGUAGAAGUUAUGGUGACCAUAUGUGGUCUUUUACCCAGACAUGUCCACUUUUUUGGUGGCUGUCCGGCCUUGUCCAGGGGAGUUUGUAAAAUCCUUCAAAUGUCUGAGGUUUUGUAUGGAAGUUUUAAGUUUAAGUUUGUGACCCGAGAAACUUGCAGAAUUAACUAAGCACAACUCCAUGAAUCCGUCCCUGCAUAGUUGUAUCCUCUUUUUGGGGAUUCAGAAUAUGGUCACUCCAGUAGAAUUGGCAGGUAACAUGGGAGCUAUUCAACUCUCGAACACUAAUGACUUUGUGGAAAUGAUGAAAGUUAAUAUCAUAAUUAGCUUUCUUAUGAGCAUUUUCUGCUAAUGCACACGUUUGGUCUGCGAUUGUCUUCUUUACUUUUCUGAGUGUGACCUGCAUAGCGGGGUUCCAGGGGCGGAGCUUGAAAUUGUGACAUAGGAAAUCUCACUGUAUCUGAACCUGCUGUUUGGAUCUGCCAGAGAUUCACAUUCAUUUUGAAUGCAGAGAUACUCAGAAUUUCAAUUUUGCACUUGGUUUUCGCAUGAUAUGUCCUGUAGCAUCAGAAAAAUGCCAUAUGAACAUGUAGACAACAAGACAAACAUGAUUUUCAUCGGAGUGGGUCUUUCAGUAUGAUGUCUAAAAGUUUCAAACCAGUUCAAUCAGACUUGUGUUGUCGUUUCCUCCUUGCAGAUAAUUUAACAUGAUAAGUAAAAAGUGAUGCGCAGGAGCCGCACCACUCUGAAAAACACCUGCCACAGAGAAUUUCCACUCAGCAGGCGUGUUCUUGUACGUCCAAAAAGGUUACCUACAUAACCGUACCCAUAAAUGUUGCACGACCCACGUAUGAAACAAGCCUCUGCCUUUUGCGCAGCAUUUAUAAUCUCUGUAGUGUUUACACGCAGCUACUAGGCCGACUGUCAGUCUCUUAUUCCCAGACUAUUAAGCUGUUGACAGUUUGGUUAAUCGUCCCGCAGUUUGACUUCAGGGGAACUGGAGAGGGGUCAGCGGAGUCCGUCUCCGAGGUGUGGAAAGUAAGUGGCCUGGGCGUGCUCGUUGUUCUUCGCCCUGUGGCGUGCCUUCAUGUCAUGAGUUUGUCUCGUUUUAACAGGACAGAGAGGGGGGGUGCUUGGUAGAGGAGGAGGAGGAGGAGGAAGAAGAGGAGGAGGAGGAGGGGGGUGUCUGUCUUUGCUCUGGUCUUAGAGGGGCCAGGAGGGGCCACUAACACAAUGAGGAGAUUGUCCAGCUCUGGAUUAGCUAUAGCAACUAGCUAGUCUGUGUGAAGAGUCUUAGUGGUGAAUGUCCAGCUUUUGUAUGUUCACAUUCACACACAUGCAUUCAGACGCAGGGAGAUGCAGCAGCAGCAACAGCAGAGCCCGCUAUGGCCAGAGGAGUCUCAGGCAGACAGCAUGAUAGAUGGCUUUGUUAAAGGGUCCCUGGGUGUCCCCUGAACUUGAAGCACUCUGUUUAUCUUGAAUAGGAGCAGCACAGAGUGUUGGGGGGCAGCGGGCAGGAGGAGGAGGAGGAGGAGGAGAAAGGGAAUGAUAUAGCUUUCAGGGGAAGGGAGAGAAAGGGAGUAAAGGAGGAGGGAGAGGGAGAGGGAGAGUGAGGGCCUGUAUCUGGGCAGGCCUGGCUGGGGGUUGGGGAGGUUAAGGGGGGGUCGUGAGCAGGCAUGGCUGCUGGAGAGACGGAGCAGUGUGGAGGGAAAGUGGGGGGAUGGGGCGGCUCUCCUCGUAGCUGUCCAUUAACAGAUGAACUUGGCAGUGGUCCAGGCCUCAAAGGUCUUGGGAGACACACACAUGCACACACACACACAGACACGCACACACACGCACACACACAUGGAUGCACACCUCCCUGGUACCUGCUUCCUCUGGAUGGAAUGCCACCGUGGUUCUUUUCUGUCCGGAGGCGAAAGAGGACACGUCUCUGGUUCACCUAUGUCAGAACCAGUUCAGACCGGUUAGGCCGAAGGAGGCGUCGGACAGGCCCUCCUCUCCGUCUCUCUGUCUCUCCCUCUCCUCUUGUCCUCCUCCUCUGUUUCCCGGCUUUAGAGGAGGAAACAGAGAGAACCUCUAACCUGAGGGCACAGGACAAUACAGAGGAGAGAAAAAAGAAGCGAGGGAGCGUGGGAACAAAGUGAGAGACGAAUGGAUCUGCUCGUAAACAGGGUGGGAAGAGGAGGGAAAAGUGUUUGGUUGUUGUUGGUGUUCUCCUCUUGAUGAGGCAACAUGAGCUUAACACCAGCGCGGCUAUUGUGUACUGAAAACAUUACAGCAAACAUGAGAGCUCUGAAAACAGGGAGGAAGAAUUUGAUAUGGAAGAUGUACAUAAUAGACUCUUGUGCCGUGUGGGCGAGAAACCUCCUAUUUGUGUCAGCUUUACAUGCGUGCACACAUCAGGCUCCAUCUAUCAUACACGUCCACAUGUGUCUGUGAUGGAAAUCGUGUCUGUGAACGUGUUUGCGUCCGUGUUUUGCCAUAAAAUAUGGACGCAGCUCCUCUCCUAAUUACGACUCGGAUGCGUCCCUUGAGUUUUGAGAGCAGGCUGUUCACCGCGCCUCUUCAGACGCUCUCAGCUCGCACACACAUAAACCUGCCUCGAGACAGCAGAUCAAAAAGCUCUGUCACAUCAUGAACAUCUAAGGAAUUCAAGGAACUGAGUGUUUGUCGCUGCAGGAUUGUGGAAAUUCUUCAUUUCAGACCUUGUUAUAGCCGCGGCUAUCAAAUCCUGUCGUUUUAAGUAAGAGUUAUACGUCUGAUUUGAAUGUUUAUAGAUAAAGUUAAAGAGGAAAAACAUGAUCGUGAUGUCGAGGUGAGAAAAAAUAAAUGAAAAAGUCAAAGAACUGGGUUAUUGAUGGUAUGUACGUGUAGAAAAAGGGUGUGCGAAGUGUCGGAUUUCAAACUGGUGUCUUUUUCUAUAUCGGUCAUUCUAGCGCUGGCUUUUUCCCACCUGCAUGUCGGGCGUUUUGCUCUUUGAUUUGACAAAUGGACAGAGGUUAAUUCUUACAGUAUCAAAUAUCCUCAUCUUCAUUUCCUUUAUUUAAUUGACAAUGUGAUAUUUGUCACUAUUUACACACUAAAUCAGGCUGGUGAAGGAAAUCUGUCUCCUAGGCUUGUUAAUCUAUUUUACAAGAAUAAACCUGAUUACAAUGAGAAAAAAAGCAAAAGAGCAACAGACAUUUGCCAUUCUCUACGGAGGCCUUGAAGGUGCAAAACACAACGGCAAAUCAGAAAACACAACGGCAGAGCAGAAAACACAACACAAAAAGAGAAAAGAUGACAACAUAAGAGAAAACAUGACGACGAAAGAGAAAACACAACAGCAAAUCAGAAAACACAACAACAUUAAAAGAGAAAAGACAUUACAUUAAAAAAAAAAACACAAAAAGAGAAAAGACAACAGCAAAUCAGAAAACACAACAGCAGAUCAAAAAACACAAAAACAAACCAAAACAGAAAACACAACGGCAAAUCAGAAAACUGACAGAAAAAAUGACGACAAAAGAGAAAACACAAUGGUCAAUGUUGUUGUGUUUCCCUUUUGUCGUUACGUUUUCCCUUUUUGUGUUUUCUGAUUUGUCGUUGUAGUUUCUCUAUUUGCGUUUUGUUUGUUUUUCAUUUGCCCUUGUGUUUUCUAUUCUGUUUUUGUGUAUUAUGAUUUGGUGUUGUGUUUUCUCCUUUGUCGUUGUGUUUUUUUUUAUGCUGUUGUGUUUUGCACCUCAGGGCCACUGUAGUUUCCUAUUUUUUAAAAGUUUGAACUUGUCAGGUAAAACUUUUACAGAAAGAAAUGAUCUUAUACUAAAAGUCUUUCCAACCCUAACUGAACCCACAACCAAAGGAUUAACUAGAUGUCCAAGUACACCAUGAUCAUCUGGUUGUGGUGCAUCGUGGGUAUUGUCUUUGGGGGCCUCACGCCCACAUAUGAUGCUGAAUCUAACGACAGUCGUGAUGCAUCUUGUGCCAAUUGAUGGAGUGAGUUUUUAUGUAUAAAUUCAUCACAUGCACGCUGCAGGGCAAACAUGGAUAAUGUAUGUUUGCGUGUCUGUGGGUGCAUGUGUUUAUGUGUGUGUCUCCAUGUAAAUGCAUGCAAUCCCAUUUGCAUGUAUUUCACACAUGCUCACAUUAAUUUGUGAUGUAUAAAGAAGGUUCUUCUUUUCAUCUCCUCUUUUCUUCCAGCCUUCUUCCAGCUCUUGCUCUGUUUCUCUGAAACACGCUUUUUCUUUUCCAAAACUCCUGCAUGGCUACUUUAGAGCCCAAGCCAACCAAAUAUCGUGUGUGUGUGCGUGUGUGAGUGUGUGUGCGUGUGUGUGUGUGUGAUGAUGGCUGUUUUUAUAAUGCCCCCCCUCCUGCAAAUUUGCAUAUGUAUAUGUGCAGAUUGUAUGAGAAGAGCUCUCACACUUGGAGCAGUUGGACGGGGAGGGCGACGGGGGCCGUUGCAGGGGUUGUGUGUAUGGUUUAUGUGUGUGUGCUGAAGGGGGGUCGUGUUGUCGCUUUCACCCCCCCCCCCAGACAAAGCCGGCCACUACUCCCAGAUGGUAGUCUGCUCUCUUCGGCCAUGUGUCUGGUGUGUAUGCGUGUGAGUGUAUUUAUGGAUGGAGAGCAAUACAAAGAUGGAGAAAGGAAGGGAGGGGAGAAUAUAAAAGUGCAGGAUGCAAGUGGAGGAUGCUAAUUGUGCAACACACGGUGUCCAGGUGUGCGUAUGCAUCGACAUGGGAAUGGAGACCCUGUAGAGUCGGCGGUGUCGUCUUUACCUGAUCAGAAAACAUAAUGACGGAUGACGAAAGAGGAAAUGAGAGGUGAUGAAGGGUUUAAAGAUGAACUGACAGACGAAAAAUAUGGGGGGAAGGGAAGUAGGGGUCGACGUGAGGUGAGGUUUGGGGAUUUUUUUGUGUCUGAGCAGAGAUGACCUAGAGAUGCCCAUGGACGUCUGGCUAAUGGGGUCAGCAUUAAAGACCGGGCGUCAGGAUUAUGUUUAAUUUAACUGUCUGCCGGACAGUGACACAAUGAGUAAGGUAGAGAAAACAAGACGUGAAGUGAGCUGCUCUUAGAUCAAAUCUAGAAAUCAAGAAAUAGGAUGCACUUUGACGUCUCAAAACUUUCUAUUUCGGUGACAUAAUUCGCACCGAGACCUAAAGGGUAAACAUCUGCAUCUUAGGAAAUAGUUGCGUUUAAAAAAGCUCAGAUAUUCAAUGAGGAAUCUCGCCCAAAGGCUGUGUCUAAAUCCUGGUAUCUCCCUGGAGCCAUGUGUUAAAACAGGCCUGCAGUCCUGUUAAGAGGGGGGCUAUCUAUCGCUUGGACAGACUCCAGCCUCUCUGACCUUGAUGUUUGUUUUCCUUGUAUCCCCAGACAUAAACAAGGCGCUUGCAUCCAGACGCACAGACAGACAGACAGACAGGAAGUUAUCCUCUCUGAUGUCUUUCUCUUGCAUCUGGCUCCUCCGUGGACACAGUGCAGAUGUAGCGGGGUCUGAAACUGUGUGUAUAAGCUCAAAGUUAUGUGAACGUAAAUGGUGUGAAAAUUUCUCAGUGUACAUUUCUCCGCCCCCUCUGGCCCUUUACCUCUCUUCUACCUGUCAGACUGGUUCUCUCUCUCUUUCUCUCUCUCUCUCUUUCAUUAAAGCAAAGCCCCUCUCCUUUUUCUUGACCAAGUAGUAUUUCGUUAUCAGACAAGAAACCAGACUCCCUUAUGACAACCCUUUACCCCAUAGUUCAAAGUGCCAAGAUAACCAUUGUCUAUUUAUACCUUUAUUGAGGCAGGCCCUGUUCUGCCAGCGAGCGGUCUGGCAGCGAAUGCUUUCCAUGCUGGACAUGCCCUGUUCUCCCCAGGCUCUGGUACUGAGGUAGUCUGCCAAGUCGCAGGGCCAGAUUGCCUGUAAUAGGCCUGCCAUUUCCCUCUCAUCAUCUGUCAGCACUCUGGAUCCAACUGCAGGGUCCAAAGAGGACUACCACUCUCCAAUUAAAAAGGUUAAUUUGCCCUCGCCCAUCUCUUCCACCUCCCCCCCUUUACAGCUUGCUAUGUCUUCAUUAGCACUCAUUUGCGCGUCUGUGUUUCCGUCCUUUCAGAAUUCUCUGUUUCUUUUCCUGUCCUUGUUCCUUCAGUAAACACUGCUGUACAUGAGAAAGGUAGGAGUUAGCAUCUUUUGUCGUGAGACAGCAGGAUUUUGCAUGACUGCUCUCAAAAGUCUGAGUGUGACAUCUAUCAAACAGAGAAAGAUGGAUUUAAAACACACAGUUGGGUAUUUAAGAGCUGAAAAAAGUGUGUUAUAACUUCUCAAAAGUUUGUAAGCAGCUAACAGCAGAACAGUAAAUGAACCCUGACGUGACCUUUGACCCACUGCAGAGAAACUGAAGCAUUAUGUCCACUCUGAUGUCUAUAUGUAUUAAGCUAAGGUAGGCUGACCAUAUGUCCUCUUCUACCCAGACAUGUCAUCUUUUUUGGGGGCUGUCUGGCCUUGUUUGGGGGAGUUUAUGAAGUCCUUUUGUAUGAAAGUUUUAAGUUUUUGUCGUGUGGACUUACUGCGCUGAAAAGACAAUCAACCUGACCCGAAAAACUCUCAAAAUUUACUAAACGUGACUGUCCCUGUGUAAUCAUGUCCUCUUUUUGGUGAUUCAGAAUAUGGUUAGACUAGCUAAGGAUAGUGAAAGACUUAAAGAACUUUUAGAUACCAAUUAGAUCAUUUUUUAUGAAGGAAACAAUCCGUUUUAUGAUCUAAAUAAACAACACGACUAUAUUUCUGUUUAUUUAUCCCCAUAGUGAUCAUAUGAGAGAUAGAUGGAUCUUUUUUUCCUUGUCAGACUCACAUGUGGGUUCACCAUCUUUGUUUUUACACUCUGGACUGGACUAAUAUAUCUCAGCUGUUUGACAGAGGCUUGAAGUGGACGCUGCAUUGAUGACUGUUUUUGUUAGUAAAAGCAUCAAAACUCAGUCUCAGUUUUUGGUGGACUGGUUUUGUGCUCACUUGCUUUUCAGAGAAACAGCACAGUCUGUUACGAUGAUUCAGACGAUCCCACUUUUUUUUGCAUUUUGAAGACUAAAACCUGUCGUGUAUUUGGGUCAGUACGAUAUUUCCCUCAGGGUGAUGGUGUCAUUCAGUCACUUUGUUCCUCAGGUAUUACAAGAUGUGUCACUCUGUGGUAAACUACCACUUCACAUACAGUUUUUACUUUGAACUCAACGUGCUGCGGGUAGCAAAAACCCCCUUGACAUCUGAGUUAUUCUAAGAAUCCUGUUAAUAAGAAAAAAAUAGGAGAAAAACCUGCAUGCUGUGCAGGACCGGUCGAGCUGAAACUGCUCCCAUGUAAAUAAAUGGAGGCCACACUUCAUUGUAAUAACCCUCACACUCUGUCGUCAGUCUCUUGAGCCUGUAGCUGAACCUGAGAAGAUGAACUGUAUCCGAGUGAGACCUGCUCCUGCGGGACACAUAUUGUAUUCUCCAGCUUCCUUUUGUCAUCUACGUUCUGAGGGAGCAGAGGACUCGCUCGGACAGAAACCUCCCUGUGUAUCUCUGCUCUGGCCUUCCCUCGCUCCUCUCUGUUCCUUCUCCCUCCCCCCCAUCCCCCAAGUCCUCCUCUCUCCUUCCAUCUUAUUAUCUGAGGGGUCGAAAGGAAAGGGGCCCCUUGCAUCUCUUCCUCGUCUGUUCCUCUUCUUCUUGCCUUGAGCUAUAGUAGAGGAAUCAAACAGCAGAAUACAUCCCCUCUCUCCCGACCUCCAGCCCCCCUUUCCUCCCCUCAGUUUAUCAGAAUAAAAUGUGUGUGGACGUACGUGGCCGUGUCACUUUGUGGACUAAGAGCCUAUAGGAAGGAAGCUGCUCUCUGUCAGGGACUGCUGCUGUCAGAUUCCUCUGUACAUGUCAGGCUAACUCACCCGGCAACGUAGUGGGGCUUCUUCUGUGUUUACCUUUGUUUAUCAAGGUCUUUGGAGCAGGAUAUUGAGUGGGCAGUCGAGAUAAAGCAGAUGUUUUUAAAGGGAUAAUGCUGGAAUUUCAACAUUUUGCUCAUUUUGUGUCAGCUCCUUUAAUUAUGACUUAUGACCCUGGAAGUGGAUGGUUUCAGAUUUCAGUAAAAAUUGUUGUCUUGUCUUUUUCCAGGAUCUACUGAGUGAAAAUUACAGAAGAUGAGAACGGCUAUGAAUUUUUUUCAAGCACUGUUAUCUCGUCGUAAUGACUUAUCUCAAUAUCUCAAUAUAACAAAGUUCAUUUUGUAGUGAUAACCAAUUAUUUUGUUUCGUUAUCUUGACAUAACAAAGAUAUCAUUUUUUCGUGAUUAUGACUUAUCUCAUUAUCUCGAUAUAACAAAGUUCUUUUUCUUGCGAUAACGAAUUCUUUUAUUUUAUCUUUACGUAACAGAGAUCAUCUUUUCGUGAUAAUGACUUAUCUCAUUAUCUCGAUAGAACAAGUCCAUUUUCUAGUGAUAACGAAUUAUUUUAUCUCACUAUCUUGACAUAACAAAUAUCAGUUUUUCAUGACAAUGACUCAUCUCAUUAUCGCGAUAUAACAAUGUUUGUUUUCUCAUGAUAACGAAUUCUUUUAUUUCAUUAUCUUGACAUAACAGAGAUCAUCUUUUUGCAAUAAUGGAAUCAGUGUUUUGGCUGACCUCAACGGUAACUUUUAAAAAACGCCCCCAGAUUGGGAUAUUUCUAAAAUGCCACCAUCCUUAACAGCACGCCAGGAUUUUAAAUGAAGACACUCUGCGCAUACACAUCACACUUUUAACGUGGGGACAUUUAACUGUCAUUGUUACUGUUGUUGUCCAAUUCGCACAUGACGCUUCUGUUUUCAAAAGUUACCGUUGAGGUCGGCUAAAACACAAUUUACACUAUCACGAAAAAACGAUCUUCGUCAUGUCGAGACAAUGAGAUUAUAAGUCGUUAUCACGAGAUAAUAGUGCAUAAAGAAAAGAAAAAUCCAUGUCUGUUCUCGUCUUCCCUAGAAAAUAAUUCUUAUAAAGCCCAUUUAAAUCAGAGGCAGUAAGACAAAGUUAAUGUUUGCAUGAAAUAGGACUAUAACCUGAGAAGGAUUUAGAUUUUUUUAUGAGGAGUGUGUUUUGAAAUGAAAGAAACAGCUUAAGAAAUGCACUUUAUUUAAUCAAUUUGUCUGAGAGUGCGCAACUGAUGCAAAUGAGCUGAGAAUAUAUGCUCAGUCCUACAAUUACUUUACCUUAAUAAAUCAGCCAUAGCAGCUGCGUUGUCAUCUGCUGUUAAGCAUAGUGGCAUACUAAAUGAAAUUGGGGGUCACUCUCUGUAGUUUUAGCGAUUAACAUAAGCUAAUGACUUGGAAGGAUGAACAGGAGGUGGAGAUAAAUAAGAGAGAGAAGGAGGGGAAAAGGGGGAUGCUGUGUGGCUCUCUCACCCGCCAUUAAGGGCCUGUCCCUGGACUUGAAGAGCAGGCCAGUUUCCCAUGCACCGGUGGCACAGGCUGGCCCUCUUUGGUUACACAAAAUGUCUGCCUGUACGGCCACAGAGAGAGAUAUUAUUAGUGUUAUUUUGCCUCAGAUAUCUGAGAGCAUGGUGCUUUUAGGCGCCCUUGUUUGAGUGGCUGACAGACUCUUGAGUUUCUGCAGCAGAUUAAAUGAAAUUUUAGCAGCUUUUUCUUGGGGCCAGGCCAUAAAACCACACAAAGGAAGCAGCUGCCACUAAUGUAAUCUAGAACGGGGUACUGCAGUGUAAAGCUGUCCACCACUCUUUUGUUUUUUCCCUUCUUCUGCUCUCCACAGCUUUUUACGCCAUUCUUGACACCCUUCAACUACACCCCUUUCUCUUCAGAUAAUAUCCUUGUUCUUUCACUGCCUUUAAUUCCUCCUUUCAUCAGCUUCCCCUCUGUGUACCGCGAGGUGAUGAAAUCGGACGAGAGCAAUAAAGGCAACAUGUUUUAAGAGCAAACAUCUUUUUUUAUGCCUUUAUAUAUCCAUAUACAGCUGUGUCAAAGGUACAAGAGAUAGCUGUCUGGUCGUGUCCGCAGCUGAGGUUGUCUGCAGGCCUGAACCGUAUAAGCUCAACAUGUGUGGAAUGAGCGUAUAGGAUCUUUACAGUUUGACCUUGUGCAAACCUACAAAGUUCAGUUCUCGGAAUGCAACACCAGCAGUCCGCUGGGGUCGAUGCCCCCUCGACCCUGCGUCACUCAAAGGUUGUCAGCCCCUCUCAAAAUGACAGGGUGGAUCUUGAGAACCUGACUGCAUGUUGGCAGGGAGUGGAGUUACAUUCCUGUCAGGGCUGUCAUUGUAUAAGUGACACGAACGAGAGAGAAAGAGAGAGAAAGAAAAAAGAGGGGAAGGCGCGAGGGAACGAGAAAAACCGCAGGGGCGCGCAGGCAUUCCUGAUAAUGAAAGCUGUUUGUUAAUUACGUUUCUUUAUUAUUUGUAGUUGACAUUUGCAUCGGCACAGCAAAUUUGAGCGUGUUGGCGACGCUUUGAGACUCCUCUGUUGGCCUCUGUAAAUGAAGUUUUAUAGUCUGUUAGAGAAGCAAUGGCACAAACAUCUGGCCAAUAAAUCUCAGGUGGUGCUGCAGAGUGUUGCUGGAGAAACCCGCUCCACCAUCCCCUGAUCAGUCAUUAAUCCAAAUUUCUGCACUUCCACACUGGAUUAUUUAUAUACGCUUGGUUAGCUGGUGAGCUUUGCAGCAGGGCAGGCAUUGCUGUGCUGUUAAAUGCAUAAGUGAACGAACCACAAUGCGCUUUUACGAAAUGGCUUAAACAUACUUCUGAUGAUCCGAAUGGACACGAUAUGAUCUAAUGAGCGUAAAUGUCUACCUGCGUCGUGUCUUUGCAUAUGAUACGUGUUAACGUGCGUCUUGCCGCUGCCUGUUGAGGAAUGUCUGAGAGUUCAUGGACUGUGUGCAGAAACGACGGCUUAAAGGUGGACUCAAUGUGCCGUUCAACCAGUCAGUCAGUCAGUCUGUCAGUCUGUACAUGCAUGUGUCCUGUCCUGCAGCUGUCUGAGAAUAAAUCCUUCUGUCACCGAAGCACACAAACUUUCUCCGCACAGAUCCUCUUCAUCACCUCUUUCCCCAGGUCUAAACGCUCAUUUUCAAAGGCGUGUUUUACUCGCCAUUUUUCUGGCGAUUUACCACAACUGUUACUUAUUCACCGGAGAAGUUUGUACCUGAUACUGCUGUCCUCCUUCUCUGUCUCCAGUCUUUAUCGGUCUGUCUCUUAUUGACUCUGUCUGUCUUAUCAUUUUGCCUCCUUUUAGCCUUCCUUCCUAUAGAGUCCCAUAAAAAUACGAGAGAACUUUUUUCAGGGCAACUCCAUAUGCGUGCAUGCAACACACAUGCACACUCGCUCACUUACCCACCAGCAUCCCACAUGUUUACUUAAACCUGAUGACCCAAUAGAAAUAGCUCUUGCGCCCCCCCCUUUCUCCUUUGCCACCCUCCUUCUCUGCUCCUCUGCUCCACCCUCGCUCCCUUCCCUCCCCGGGGUAAGUUGCUAUAGCCCUCCUUAUAAACACAGUGAUCUAUAGGAGCCCUAGACCCAGACAGAUUUUUGGCAUGGCUGUGCAGGUAGCAUUCCAGCACGGUUUGAGAUCUUAGGGCCCUAGCCUCGUUAAAAGUCUGAUUUAUGCUCUACAGCUGGGCACAAAGGAACCUACAGGUUGGCUAACUUAAUUAAUAUCAUCUCGCUACUGCUUGGACCUAUGCAUGUUGCUGACACACCUCAGGGGAGAAUAAGCGGAAGGGUCCACAUGCUGUAUUUUUAAGAGGCCAGUGAUAGCGUGUAUGUGUGUGUGUGUGUGCGCACACAGGAUGAGACAGCUGUGUUUAACAUGAUCCCAAAUUAUUCUUAUAAAAGCUUACAGCACAACAGAGUUUAAGGUGUUAGUGGUGUUAUGAGGCAGAUUUUGUAGACGGAGGGGUACAGCUCGGAGGUACCAUCUUGGGUCUAUUGUCCACCAUUUUAACAGCCCCUCUUGCAUUGUUUUAGUGGCUGAUCAGACCAUAUGUCUUCAAUUAGUAGGCAGGAAUCUGGUACGGCAAGCCUCGGAGAUGAGGAAUUGUGUAGAGCGUGGCCCGCUCUUGCCAAGCAUAUGGCCCAUCCGUCUUCCAGACUGUUAUCGAUGGUAAAUGUUACAUGCUCUGUAGGUAUUAACUACUUUCUUUUACUUUUUUAACCCUCACAGUCCCGUCUUUGACAUGCAGACUACACUCUUAUGUCAGAGGAAGGAAGCGGACGGUGCGACCUUGACUUGUUUGAUUUUGCGAUCAUUUAUUUAGAGCAUUUAUUCAGAACAACAUGACAGAGAGGUGUGUCCCUGGUUGGUACCGAGCCUGUAGAGCUGUCCUGGCAAAUUUAUUGUCAAGUUCUUGCAUCAGGCGGACGAGCACUUAAGGAAGCAUUUGUAGGUCACUUUGGAUAUCUGACCACUUCCUCGCUGCGCCGUGUCUCUUCCUGCUUCUGUCACGAUGUCCUGAAGGGCUUGAAUUAGGGCCGAACAGGAGGCCAUUUUGCAAUUUUAAUCAGGGUUUGGAAAGUGUUUGGGUGGAGAAGAGGCCCAGCACUGUUUUCUCCUCAAUGAAUUAAUAAUGAAGCAGGGAACAGAGGGUUGGAUGCGAGGAUGGUGGUGGGUGGGGGCACUGAGGUCUCACUGUGAGUGGCCGUGUCCUUAUUACAGGAUCAGGGAACUUUAAGUCGGAGACUACGUUUACGUGUGCCCGAAUCAAAACUGCGUGCACACCACUACGUUUUCAGAAAAGUUUAACCUGCCAAACCUGUAGGUGGCAGUGUAGCGAGAAGCUCAAGCCCACGUUAGCCAAUCAGAAUCCCAACUAGCAACAACAACAACAACAACAACCUAACUUCCUUCUUUUGGAAAAGAUGCAAAUGCAAACAAAUACAAAGGGAUUGCAUCAGCAUAAAUGCGACCGCUACUCUGCAUGCAUCCAUGAUCACCGUAGAUUGUAAACAACGUCGCAUUUAAGUCAGUUUCCGGCGCACAAUCUGCUGUCGGCAACCCAAAUCUCAGUUUACAUGUGAAUGGAGUUUUCCAAAAUCUCCACUCUGGUCGGAGUUUUCUGGUGAAUUCUCUGUUUGCGUCAAAACAAAGGAUGCAAACGAUGGUUAAUGUCUCCACUUUUAAUAACCGGGUAUGUCUAAAUGGGGCCUGAGACUUUAUGAGUUAGGACAUUGCGAUGAAUUUCGCGGAGCACAAUGAGGAUUUGUGAUACAUGGCCAACAUAAAGAAGUGUACUGAACUUGUGAUAGAAUCGGUUUUACGUCCAGACUCCAGCUCUGAGGUCAGCGCUUGUUCACGCUUAUCUCCUCUGACUUCCAGCUCCUCUGUUUCUUAGAAAAACGAAUUUGCAGACUACAUCUGACCCUGAGAUACCCCUCGAUCUAAAGAGUCUGGCUAUUGAUGCUUCCUUAACCACUCGACCACCGUGUGCACAGUCACACACAGCAGAUGGGACGCGUGUUAAACCCUCAGCCUCCACAGCUCCGGGCCACGGGACACUCCAACACACUGGCCCUCUUGUUUUAAAGUGCCAUGUCCCUCCACAAUGCCUCCAGGCUCCUGUGCAUAACGAGCUGCUAUGGUUGGCCCAAGCUCACAUGCCCUGGUCCUUUCACCCUGAGGUGGUAGGACAGGGUGAAAAAUAACUGCAUGUCUCAAACGGUCCUUGUUCACUGGUGUCUAAAGGACGGCCGAUGCUCCUUGGAGUUUCUGUGAGCAUCUUCAAGAACAAAAACCGGAGGUCGACCUCAGCGGUAACUUUUUUUAAAAUCCUAACACUUCCCCUCUUUUACUUGAGCCCCAAGGCAAGGAAAUGUGGUAUUUCACAGAUGAUUCAAGAGCAUGUGGAAAUCCAAACUUGCUUUUGGUGUCACCACUUUGAGAUCAAAGUAAUUUUUGAGUUUUACUCUCUUUAGUGAUCCUUUACGAUUGUUUUAUGUGCUGCAGCUUUACUGAACAGAUUGUUUUAUUGACAGGACACUUUGGCAAAGGUGAUAGAGGAAAAAAAAACACUUACGCACAGAGAUUAAACUGGGCCAGAGCUCCGCCUCCUCACCUUGUUAGUACAUCCAGCAGGUGCUGAACUCCGUCUGCUUCAGUUUUUCAUUGUAAUCAUGAAUGUAGCUACCAAAAAUCAUUUAUUCAGAUCCCCAUCAAAACAUCAGCCUGUUCACUCAGAGCUUCAUUACUGAAUUCAUUCCGUUCGUUUAUUAAGAUAAAACCUGAACCAAUAAACCUCCAGUCCAUGUUUCACCGCUACCAGCAUCUUCUCGCAUACCGCGCAAGCGCACGCACACACACAAACGGUGCUGCUGACGCAUAAAAACGUUAACUUUGUUAAUUUACUGAAACCAAAUAUGUGUAAAUUUCACCUUUAUAUUUCUGUGAUAACAUCUCUACAGAGCUAAGCUAAUGCCAUGUUAGCAAAUUGAGAAAAGACCAGGAGAGUUUUCAUUUGAUUUACCGCCCUUCUCAUUAGCUAACCGUUGACAAGCUAAUGCUAAGUUAGUGUUUCUGCCAAAGUCUGUAACUAAACAAAAAAAAGUGUUACAUUGAGUUCCCCACCCACCCACCCUCCACCAUAGCCUUCUGAAACCUAUGGGAAACACAGCAAAUAGGGCUCCACCUCCAUACAAAAGCCAAUUUAACCACUUCACAGUUGACAGAUGGAGAGAUUUAGGAUCUAAAUCAUGAUGAGGCAUUUUUCGUGGUUGAGGUUGUGCCUCUUUUUUAGAAAGAACAAAAACGUACAGUUAAUAUUUGCAUGUGUGUGUUUUAGGCCAAAGGUAGGGAAUUUAAGAGGUGUGUGUCACUGUAAAAAAAAAAGCAGCCCCACUUUAACCUCUCUCAGCGCUGUCAUCAGAGCGUGGUCAGGAAAUAGCGUGAUGGAAGGAGGAGGAACAAAGGAGCAUGCAGGCUGCAUAAGGGACCGGGAGCAAGAAGAAGAGGGAAUGACUCUAUCCUCCAGACAGACUGGAGUGUUUGCGCAGACAGACUCCGUGUGUGUGUGUGUGUGUGUGUGUGUGUGUGUGUGUGUGUAAGAAAGAGAGAGAGAGUUAAAGAGGAAGAGUUUAAGUGUGUGUGCGACUACCUCGUCCAGCUCUGACUGCAGGUUUGUGCCUGUAAAUCAGACAAAGUCUCGAACUUCAACUGCCCACUUCCCCCCCUCUCUUUUUUCCUUCAUUUCUCUAUCUCCCUCCUCUCUCUCUAUCUCUCUUUCACCCUUUUUUCCUCGUAUCACUCUGUUUUGCUCCCGUCUCUUUCAUGCAGCAUAGUUGACUCACAAGUACCACCUAACCUCGUUUUUGUCUCGUCCUUCUUAUGAUUAUUUGUGCGUUUGUACUCUCUCUGCAUUAUUUAUGGCUCUUCCUGUGUUCAUGCUCUACCUGCGCAUGUACGUUCAUAAGCACGUCUGCUUAUUUAUUCCAAGUGAAGAACAAAAACAGGUUAACAGCGGGAUGAAACACACGAUAAGAUCACAAUUUGCUAAAAAUAUCAGGUCUUUGCGUGUCGGUUUUUGAUACAGAUGAUAUUAAAGAUGACAGGCGAGACACAUGAGCUGUGAACCUGAAAGUUUUUGAAGAACUCUUACUGCGAGAUCAUUUUUGAAGUUCUUCCUUUGUGCGUUUUGUCGACUCUCCGUUUGCUUUGAUUUCUUUAACUCUGUUUUUGUUCAGUUCAGCGUCGCUGUUGUAGUUUGUUUUAUUGUAGAUUUCUCUGACAGCACAACAGCUGAUGUGGCGGUUUCUUAUUCAGUCAUGAGUCGAGCUGUUAUAGAUCAGGUUUUCGAUUUGUGGAGAGAUGUGGUUUCAGGGUUUUCUCUUGAUAUCCAUGUUUUUUUUUCUGUGUGUGCUGUCCUGUCCAGCUCCCCUCAUGUCUAAGAAGACUGAGAAGGGAGGAGGAGGCUGUGAGGUCAGAUACAGGGCCCUGUAUGCUCCGGUGAAGCCGAAUCGCGUCCUGGCAAAUGGUAUGCAGGCUCAUAACGCGCUCCACUCGUCCAAUAGCCAGAGACGAAAGAGUUUUGACAGUGUCGAAUGCCCUGCCCCGGGGGCCUUAUCAUCCUCUGCUGCUUGCCUGCCUGCCUCCCUCCCCUGUUUCUCUUCUCCUGAUGCUAUCUAUCUGGAGAUUUAUGCAGAAAUGUGCAGCUAGUCGACCUCCCCGGUCCCCCCUCCAUCCUUUCUGCAGGGACGCCAGGCUGUCACAGGCUGAGCUAUGCGGAGAUAGUGAAGCUCAGGCUGCUGGCCUCAUGUCUUGCAGAGGCUUUCUUGUCUAUGCACUUCAAACAGGGAUGAUGCUUGUAAGGAGAGACAGCGGGCGAUCUCAUAUGAAUGUCUUUAGAAAGUAGAGAAAGCAAAAACGUCUGCGCUGUUGUGUCUCGCUGGGUUUGCUUUAACGCCGUUAAAUUCGUCAUUAGCCUAUUUCUUCUUCUUCUUUUCCCUUCAGCUGCAGAUUAUUGAGACGUUACUUUCCUCUGACAGAAUACUUUUCACAUUUCCCCUCUGAAGUGCUCAGAGACUCCUCGCCCAUCUGGGAUAUUGCCGGAGUCCAAAAAUACUCCUGCUUGAUUAAGUCUUCUUAUGUACCUGGAUAUGUGUGCUUAAACUGACACUUGGCGGUUUGCAGUAUCUUUGAUUCCUCUCCUUUAUGUAAUACCUUCUCCAUUGAGCGUCAGCUUUUGUUGACGGAGGUUUGAUCCCGUGAAGCGGAUCCCGACUCAAUAAAUAAUCUCUGCGGAUGCUUACAUAAGCUAUGGUCCAUUUAAUUAGACUGGUUAAGCUUAGAAGCCCAGAGGUCUUUUCACUGUACCAUUAGAGCUGGGAUGAGAAACAACAGUGUGCGGCCUCCCACCGCCGCUGGUAAGCAGAGAGCAAAUAAUGAUCUGCAUCAGAGACACGGCUGGCCCGGCCUAUUAUAGGGUCUACCGGACCAAACUGCACCCAAGCACGAAGCUGUCCAGCUGGGCUUAGUCGCAGUGUAUGAAUAGAUGGUGAGAUGGAGGGAUAGAGAGUCAGACGGACCGAUGGACGGGUGGGUGUACGGUCGGUUCAAACACAGUUCAACUGAGAAAAGAUCAAAGGGAGUAAGGUUACACGGGGAAACAGACAGUGGAGAGCGAUGCUAAUUUUGAAAUGAUAGUAAGUGUGUUACAUACUGAUGUCCGUGCACACUCACUCAUAUACACACAAAUGCAUGCGCGCAUAUAUGCAGCCACACCCACGGGAAAUCUGUAUGACACCCACACUCACUCAUAUACACACAAAUGCAUGCGCGCAUAUAUGCAGCCACACCCACGGGAAAUCUGUAUGACACCCAAUUUGAGACACUCAUGCAUGUAAACUUGCAUGCAUAUGAAAAAUACUAGGGCUGUAAUCAACCAAAGAAAUUCUUGGUCGACUAAAACCCUGAAAUUUCAACCAAAAAUGGACUAAUCGGGGGUAAAUCCUUAUGCGAAAGGGGGCGAUGUGACUUGGCGGAGCGCGGCUCAGCUCAGUGGGGUGAAAAUAUACAAGAAGACCAUUAAACACAAAAGGCAAGUUGAAUUGUUAAGAUAAAAAUAAAUAUUUGGCAAACCAUUGGACGUCAAUUAAUUAACGUCGAUUAACAUGGACGCUCUUCAACGGUCUCCAGUGGGUUGGGUGAAUCCAAAAUGGUGAAAACAAGGGGGGGUGUUCUGAAACAGGCUGUUACCUGUGAAAUGGCAGUGCUCUGAAAACACCCCCAUUAGCACUUGGUACCUCCCUCUUCAUGAAAUUAACCAAAGACUGUAAAUUGAUGAGGAAAAAAAAUCGAGUCGACCAAUCAGAAUUUUGGUCGAGUCAGCACAUAUUGACCAAUAAGUUGACUAGGACUUUACAGCCCUAAAAAAUACACACUGACUUCCCAAGUACACACACAACACAAGUUUGUCUACGGUACACGCAUUCAUCAGGUGCUGUGUGGGUGCCAUCUGUCCAUAAUGGUUUCUUAGUGGCUCAGAUGCUUCAGUUCCACUGUUGCUCUUAUCAUCUUUCAGGAGCAGGAGACGGUGAGAGGAAAGCUAAGAAGUGUGAAAGUCUGAUUGGAGACAAAGCCACAGCCAGCAGAUUACUUUAUACUGGGCACAGACCCCUAAAGACCACCAUGCACCUCUAUCUGGAGAUCUGCCUCCCCCCUUCGCCUCCUCAUGCCAGCUCAGUCUUUCUUCUCUCAGCUCUACCUCGUUCUUUCCUCUUGCUUUUCACUUUUUCACUGUGUGUGGUGUGUGUGUGUAGUGGUUAGUGGUCAGAUUUCUCCCACUGGUGUAAUGUGUGACUCUAACACCAGCCAGUGUUGCAGGCCCACAUCAGACAUGUAAAAGGCUGGGAUUUAGGCCUGUUCUUUCCCCUGGCUGGCUCUCUGUUUAGUAAACCGUAUUUCCUGCAUCCGGCUUUGUCUCAGGAACAAGUGUUGGUCAAACAAGGCUUUUGUCUGCGGCCAGUGGCUCGGUGCACCGCAACCAGUUUGGCCUGGGACAAAGAAGUGAGUGUAUGAGUCUGGUUGUGUGUGGCUGUGGUCGAAAAAUACCGACAAACAGAGAGAGAGAGAGAAAAAAAAGAACAACAGAGAAGGUCAGAACUAGCCAGCCGUGCUAUCCGGUGUUUUAAAACGUACGUAGCUGUUUAAUACGGUGGCCCUGAGGUGCAAAACACAACGGAAAAUAAGAAAAGACAACGGCUGAGUUGGGUUAAGGUUGGAAAGACUUUUAAUUUAAAUGAUUUCCUUCUGUAAAACUUUCACCUGACAAAUUCAAACUUUUAAAAAUAGAAAAUUACGGUGGCCCUUAGGUGCAAAACAAUACGGCAAAUCAGAAAACACAAACAUAAAAAGGGAAAACACAACAGCAAAUCAGAAAACUGACAGAAAUAAAGAAAACAUAAUGGCAAAUCAGAAAACUGACAGAAAAAAAGAAAACACAAUGGCAAAUAUGACAACACAACGGCAAAUAAGAAAAUACAAAAACAUAAAGAGAAAACACAACGGCAAAAUUAGAAAAUACAACGCCAAAUCAGAAAACACAACAGCAAAUAAGACGACAUAACUGCAAAUCGGAAAACACAACACAAAAACGGAAAACACAAUGGUUAAUGUAUUGUGUUUUCUGAAUUGCUGUUGUUUUUUUGCACCUUGGGGCCACCGUAGUAUAACAUUCAUGUUUAGGAUAACAACACAAUAACUCUGUCUUAAAGUGAGGGUAAGCUCUGAAGUGCCCGUGUGUAAUUGUAGUCAGUUCCCUUGCAUCCUCCCCCCCUCAGUCCUUAAAGUCAAGUCAAAGUCAUGAACAACAGAUUUUAAAAAUGCAGAAGAAGAGCUCGAACAGGGGCCUCCAACUCAAAGCCUCCUCUUCUCCCUCUCUCCUCUCUUGAUUCACCCUUCACCCCUGUCCAAUCCCUGACUGUGAAUACCCUAAUGACAUAAACAGAGUAGUAAUCACAUUAACGCCAGUUACGGCUGAGGCACUCUUAAGAGGCACUGUAUUGACAACCUUCUGUCUUCCCAAGGCACUCACUCCAACACCUAUAAACACUUAUGAAUAUUGGCAAAGACCUUCGAUUAGCAUAAUCACUUUUCAGGUGUGUGUGAGUGCUCCUGAGCCCAGCCGACUGAUAACUUUGGGAAAUGGGGGUGACAUGCUGUGUCCCCCCCUGUGCCUCCCCUCUCUGUGCUUUUCCUCCUACUCCUUCUCCUUUUGGAAGCCCCGCGUGCUAAUCCUGUUAGCUUGUUCCUCCAUUAGCUAAAUGACCAAUAUCAGAGAGAGCUGCGUGGUCACAGCGCGAAGGCCCGGGCCCACAAUGAGGCUCGGUCAAGGACAAAACAAAAAAACAAUGGAGGCCAAGCCAAGUCUGCUAACUCUUGGAGCGGUGGCUGGAAAGUUUUAGAGAGGAGGUGAGGGAACGGGUCUAGAUGGUGAGAUCUUAGAUUCAUACAUUUUUCUCAGAAGUCAUUUCUUUCUAGUUUAAAAAACACAGCUUGUCGAAUAUACACACAACCGGAAACUACGGGUCUCCCGAUACAAUAUUGAUUUUGUAUAUGGUCCGAUAUCAACAAAAGAUAAAAUAUUGGCCAUUCCAGACUCCGCUUCAUCACCUCUAUCUAGCAGUGCCUGAAUCCAGCAUGUAAAGCCCAUGUGAUCACAACAGCAGUGUGUACUAAGGUACUGAUAAAGUAGCAAGAAGUAGGAUUGAUUUCGGCCCUGUGACAGUAUUUUUCACUUAAGUCAGAAAAAGACGAUGCAGCUGAGUGCAAAACUUAUCAUGCACAAGUUUCAGAUCAAUAUCGGUAUCCUAUAAUGCUAAAUUCUACAAUAUCUGUAUCAUAUCAGGGUAAAAAAGUUUUAUCUGGACACCCCGACCGGAAACCCAGUACCUCUGAGGAGUUUUUAAGCUCCACACCAAAAGCCGAAUGUAAGAGGAAAACCGUGGUGGAGCAAACUGCCAACACUGUGUUGAGGUCAUAGAUGUCUCGGCGUCUGUUGUUUUGUUUGUUUGUGUUUGUGGCUGUGUUUUGGACGACGCAGUGAAAGGGGAGGGGGCUUUAGUGACCAUGUGCGUGUGUGUGGUGAUUGAGAGACACUGUGUGCGUGCAUUACUGGCUUUGGGGGUUGGGGACACUAAACAAUAGAGCGAUCUGCAUGAGCAAAGAGUACAUGAUGCCUCGUCCUGGUGUGUGUGUUUUGCUUUGUCUGGUCAGCCCUGUUGUCUGGGACAGCGCUGUGACUGUGGUGUCAGCAGCUGCAGGCUGCCGUAUCUGCUGUUUAAGACGCCAUAGUUCCCCCGCUGCCCUUGCAUCAGUUGGCCUUGAGCUUUUACCAUGAUCCCAGGAUCAUAUUCUCUGCUUGAUAGCAGUGUCCGUAAGACACCAUAAUAGCCUUCCUCUGCUUUGUGUUGCAAUGUGCUGAAACUGCUUUGAAGAAGCUGUUAACCCCCGUCUCUUCCUCUGUGCCUGGCCUCUUUAGUUCUUUAUAUUUCUCUAUUUUUCAUGAUUAUCAUUCUUUCACUUUUCCACCCCUGAUCCCCCUGCCCUCUUUCCCUUCUCCUGUGUGCUUUCUGCCUUCUCUCUCCCCCAAAGUCCCCUCUUUCAGCUCCUGCCAUGAAAUGGCAGCUAAGGGGUUGUCAGUGUGGUUUCUCCUCUCUGCUGAUCCUAUUUCAAAGGGACCUGGAGAUCCAGCAUUAGCCCGUGCAGCUCUCCAUGCUCUGCAGCCCUAGCUCUCCACAGACUUAGCGUUAAUGGAAAGAGAGAAACAGACAGAGAGAAUGAGAAGGAGCUCUUCUUUAUUCCAUUAGAGGACAUACUCGUUUAUAAGAUCAUCCUUCCUCCUUUGCACAGUUCUUGGCUCCUCUCACCAGCAAGAGAAAAAAGCCUUCAAGGCCGUCAAACGCCCUGUCAGAAAAUCUCUUCUCCUUCUCAGUGACUGUCCUUCUAUUCUUUUGAGGACAGCAGUGGAGGACAGUAUUUGGCUUAUUUAGAUUUCAUGUGUGGUGAGUCCGGGUGCUUUUUUUUUAAUGUUCCUGCGUAAUUAUUGUCGUCACUGUGUGAAGCACACGGCGUCUCUGUGGACAGGUUUUCAAGACAUGCUGUUUUUGAUACGUAAGGAAGUGAAUUGACUACCGCCUUUGAAGUGUGUUGCUGUGGCUUUUGUGUACUUCAGAAAUCCGGCGGCUUGUCAUUCAAUAUGUCUUCUUCAUGCCACACUUCUCUUCCUACUUUGCACCCUUCGUUUUUUCCCUGUACCACGAUCCCCGGUGCUUUCUUUUCCCCUGACGGACACAUCUGUGUCUCUGAGGAAAAACCAACGUUCUGGCCAGCCCCUCCCCUCCCUCUCUCGUCCCUUAAAAUAACAGAAAAUUUAAUCCAUUAUCCUCUCGGUGCAUAUGCAGGCUUUGCUCACACAUUAAAACACAGACAGGGAAGUGUGUAUGAGCCGCAAAUCAAAGCAAAGCGAAUAGAAGAGGCCAGGUUACUGCAACCGUUUUACGAGUGAUUUGGGGCUUUCUAUUUAAAACCAUAAAAACACACACAUAAUCAGGAAACAUACAUACACCCUUAGCCAAUGUAAUGGGCACAUUUUAUUUGUGCUUAUGAAGAGGAAGCAAAAAAAAAAAAACGUGUAUGGGCAAAUGGCUUUUUUAUGAUGGAAAAAUUCCAUAGUGGGUCAAAGCCCCUUGCAGGUGGCAGCAAUUAACUGUAAUUCUUGCAGAUUGUAAUGAUCCAUAAUUUACCAGUAUACCCCCCUUCCAACUCUUUUCAGUCAAGAGAAAAAGGUUUGCGUGGAGGUUUGAUUGGGUGCACAUUUUAUGCUGUGCUCUGCUCUUAAGUGAGAUUGUUCAGAGGGGGCUGUGGUGGACACACGAGAUAGAAAGUAGAGCCACGAAACAUCCCACUGUCCCUUCCAUCGCUCGUCCACAACACCGCUCUUUUUCGCACAGCGGCCGUCCUCUCUUCUUGACCUCCUCUUCAUCCCUUUGUUUCUCAACCUCAGCGGGCUUAAAACAUGCAACACCGUCCUUCCACCAUCUUAGGGAUUGCCUAUAGUUGCAAACACACACACACAUGGUCAGCCCCCCUCCUCCCUUCCUCUGCCUCGAUCUCCCUCAGUCACACAGUAUAGUCGUGGUUAUGGGUUCAGUGUCUGCAAAUGACUUGAGAAAAACACCCUCCAGUGAAAAAAGAAAAAAAAGGAAGAAGAAAGGAUAAGAAAGCUAAAAGAUGAAAGGGGGAGCACAUUUGCAAGUGGCGGAUGCUUCUUAUUUUGCAUAUCUCUCACUUCUGCUUUCCCCUUCUUCUCCUUUUCUUUUCACCUGAGAGGAUUUAAAUAAAUCCAUAAAGCAUGAAAUAUCAGAAAUAGAAAAGUAAUGCAUUUUCAUAGGAGCCUCCCCGCCCACACACAAACACAGCAACACCGUUUCCCCUUUUGCUUCUUUCAACUGUGUGUGUUUUUUUGUGAUAAACGCUGGUACGAUUUAUUAACAUGUGACCUCUUAUUUGUUUUCAGCAUUAAUAUGCAGCAUCAGAUACAUGUCCCACUUUAGCCCGGCUAAUUCUGUAAACAUGGCAUUGGAGGGGAGAUGAAUGUGUUUAACGAGAUUAGGCGUGCAUUGUCAGGCAAAUCUCUGGUCAGUGUGUAAGUGCUAUUGAAAGUCAAUUAUUGUUUCAAAUAUUCCAAUGCCUGCUCAACUGUGUAAAUUGUGUAUUUGCUGCCUGAGCAAUCGCUCAUUAUUGUUUUAUUUAUUCCUUUGUCAAGUGUCCAAAUUGAAUUAAAAAGGGUUUUUUAAAUAGAAUUAUAACACGCAUUUCAAAUCCGGAAUAUUUUGUGCAUCGGCAUGUCAUACUCUUACUGACAGUUUUUAAAUACGCUGUGAUGCUUUUUACCUGCUCUUUCAACCUGUUCAAAUUCUCUAUCUAAUCAUCUGAUUUUAGCCACAAACUAUAAUUUGGGAUAAUGUGGCAAUAUUUACCGUAUUUUUCAGGCGAUAAGGUGCACCGAAUUAUACGGCGCACUGUGAAUUAACGCAUCUAUGUUCACACAUAAGGCGCACUGGAUUGUAAGGCGCAUUAGGCAUUGAUUGGUUUCUUGUUGCUAGCGUGUACUCCGGUCCCAGGCUGCCUUACAUGAAUGCACCGUCAGGCAGUGUUGUAGACUGCUCAGGGUCCUGUUGCGGGGCCGAUCAGGUAGUGACAGAUCGUACCGCAAUGCUCCAAAUAUCCAUUGAGCAGAGUGGCCUCAUUGUUGACCAAAGCCAUACAUACAAAAAUACACAUUUCGACAGUUUUUUGAGCACAUUGUACCACAUAAAAUCGGUCAGUCAGCACAACAAGUAUUCAUACAUAAGGCGCGCUGGAUUAUAAGGCGUGCUGCCAAUUUCUGAGAAAAUUUAAGGAUUUUAAGUGCACCUUAUAGUCCGAAAAAUACGGCACUUAAAUGCUACAAAAAAGGAGGUAAUAGCAAACUUACAGUUCAAACAUUAUAAAAGGAUUAAUCCCUAAAUGACGCCACAUGCUUUCACUUUUUAACCAUCACAGUAAAAGCGUAUUUCUUUUUCUUAAACCUUAAUUACUUGUGAUGUUUUGACUUUUUCGUGAGCUUGUUCUAUUCAUCAGAAAUGUGUUACCUGAGUCUAACAUUGAACAGGUUUUUAAAAAAAAAUUUUUUCUCUCUGUGUAUUUUUCUUCUUAGAUAAAGAUGAGCCCAGCAGCUACACCUGCAACACCUGUAAGCAGCCUUUCACCAGUGCCUGGUUCCUGCUCCAGCAUGCCCAGAACACCCACGGUUUCCGCAUUUAUCUGGAAAGUGAACCUGGCAGUCCCCUCACCCCCCGCGUGGCUGCAGCUCCUGGGAUGGGGGGUGACUGUGCCUCCUCCCAGCCCCCUCUACAUGCUGUCCACUUAGCCGACGGCAGUCCCUACAGCCUUCUGAGGAUGCCAGGCUCGGGGUCCGGUCGAGAUUCAGCAUCCACGCCUCGUGAGGGUCGCUACCCCCGGACCCCGCCGCUGUUCAGCCCGCCACCACGCCAUCACCUCAGCCCUGAUGACCUGGCCCUGGCGACCCACCAUCCCAGCGCCUUUGACAGGGUGAUGAGGCUCAACUCAGUGCCACUAGAAGCCCCUCCCAGCAUGGACUUCUCAAGGCGUCUACGUGAGCUGGCUGGGAAUGCAACAGGGGCCUCCCCGCCCCUCUCCCCCAACAGGCCCAGCCCUAUGCAACGACUGCUGCAGCCAUUUCAGCCAGGAUCUAAGCCUCCAUUUUCAGCUACACCUCCCCUCUCCACCUCCCAGUCACCUUCUGGUGCAAGAUCCACCCCGAAUGCUCUAUCCAGUGCGGGCCAACCGGGCACUCCUCUCAAGGCGAAGUCUUGCGAGUUCUGCGGAAAGACUUUCAAAUUCCAGAGCAACCUAAUAGUUCACCGGCGUAGCCACACUGGGGAAAAGCCAUUUAAGUGUCACCUCUGUAACCACGCCUGCACCCAGGCCAGCAAACUGAAGCGACACAUGAAGACACACUGUCAGAACAAGUCCUCUGUGGUGAACGCCAAGUCAGACGAUGGACUCUCAACCGCAAGCUCGCCCGAACCUGGUACGAGUGAACUGAUGGGCAGCGCCACGGAUGCUCUAAAGUCAGUGGUCGCCAAGUUCAAGAGCGAAAACAACGGCGUGAUGUCUGAAAACGGAGAGGAAGACGAGGAGGAUGAGGAGGAAGAUGAGGACGAGGAGGAGGAGGAGGAGGAAGAAGAAGAAGAGGAGGAGGAAGAGGAAGGGGAGGAGGAGGAGAUGGAGAGCAAGCCUGGAGUAGAGGAAGAAGAUGGAAAAAAUGACUAUCGUUUUAGCCUCCGAUUAGAAGGGGCUCGCCACCACCAGAACAGCGAGGCACUGCACCCGCGCCACAGAAGCUUGUCCCGGGACCAGGGCGAUGAAGAAUCAGCCAUGGACACAGAGCGAGCGGUUGAUGGAACCACUAACGCCAUCAACGGCCUGGGACCUCUAUCCUCUGACCGCCUGUCGAGGAAGCUGCUGGGUGGAGGAGUCAGCCCUGGCUCCCUCAGUCCCCUGUCCAAACGCAUCAAGGUGGAGAAGGACCUCGACCCCCCCAUGCCUACCAUCCCGAACACAGAGAACGUUUACUCCCAGUGGCUCGCUGGCUACGCCGCCUCACGACAACUCAAGGACCCCUUCAUCAACUUCACGGGCGGGGAUUCCAGACAAUCACCCUUUGCCUCCUCAUCUGAGCACUCUUCGGAAAACGGCAGCUUGCGCUUCUCCACCCCGCCCGGCGAGCUGGACGGAGAACGUGCUGCAUCAGGACGCAGCGGCACCGGCAGCGGGGCCAGCACACCCCACGGCGGCAGUGGCAACGGCAGGCCGAGCUCUAAAGACGGUCGACGCAGUGACACUUGCGAGUUUUGCGGCAAGGUGUUCAAGAACUGCAGCAACUUGACAGUGCACAGACGCAGCCACACUGGGGAGCGGCCCUAUAAGUGUGAGCUGUGCAGCUACGCGUGCGCCCAGAGCUCAAAGCUCACCCGCCACAUGAAGACCCACGGACAGAUGGGCAAGGACGUGUACAAAUGUGAAAUCUGCCACAUGCCUUUCAGUGUAUACAGCACUCUGGAGAAACACAUGAAGAAGUGGCACAGUGACCGCCCUCUGGCUAAUGACAUUAAGACUGAGUAGUCAAAGAGCAGCGCGCUGGCAGCUCUCUCUCAGCUCCCCUGGCUAAAAAGUGACCCUGGCUAACUUGCCACUAAGUGAGGGGAAAGGACAACAGGGUUAGACACUAGUCCACGGUACAGCCCUGUUAUCAUCCCGACUGGAGAAAGCUGAAUGCAUGAUCCAUCAUUGGGGCAAUACUAUUGCAUCAAACGCAAAACUUUUUGAGCCUUUCUAUUGUGCAAUAAUUUUCACGUUUUGUAUUUUUUUGUAACUGGACAGCAUGCUCAGUUUGUUUUGGCUACUUAGAGAGAAAAUUUGUCCUUGGUUGGCUGGUGGGUUUGGUUGUACAUGUGUUGCUGUUGAUACUAAGAUUUCUUCAACGUAAAAAAAAAAAAAAAGUUAGAUAUGAGAUUCCAUGCUGCAUACAGUACAUACUGUUUUACAUAUCAUGUACAGUUUGUGUUCAAACAUAGUGGACAGUGUCAUAAUAUCAAAACAUCAAGACAAGCAGGGUCACACUUAAAAACGGAUCUUUGUGAAAGAUUUUCCAUGCAAGAUUGAGAUAAGAGUUAUUAUAUAUAUGUAUAUGAAAAAUUUGGCUGCCUAUGAAAUGCUAGGCACGAGCGCCGUGAAAUAUUCCUCUGACAAACAGCAAUGAAAUUACGCAGAUGGUGUGAAAUGACAACAUGAGUGCCUUGGAUAUUUUACCUGCAUUAGUUAAUCCUCCUCCUUUUUGCUAUAAGCUCGGAGUUUCAGCUGUACAAUUUACAGGACAUUUUUGUGCACAUGUGGAACAAGCAGGUCCUUGCAUCAAGCACCUGUAUGACCCUGUUGUUUUGUGACUUAGCAGAGCAUAAGGAACCAGCUGAAAGAAAAAACAGAAAAAAGAGUAUGUGUAUCUCUGGUAAAUCAUUUAUCUGCCUGACUCAUGUAUAUUCUUCUUCUUCAGAUUAUGAUUCUGUUUACUGGCAUGCUACAUGCUAAAAAAGGAGUAGAAGUUUGGUGUGUAGACUUUUGGUUUAGGUGUUUUUGUUGCCCGGUACAUGUGUACUUUACUGAGGGGGGUGUCUGACGAGUUGUUUUUAACCAACGUAAAGCUCUUCAUUUUCCAGAGUGUUUAUUUUCUUUGAAAAUUAAAAGUUUGCAGGUUUCUUUGUAAGUAGCACAGAAUUACGUUUCUUCAGGCGGUGUAGCCAGCAGCCAUUCGGAGACCACACAGUGGGUUUUUAGUUGUUUUAAGCCAGACAGAUUUUGGGGGUGGUGGGGUGUUCGGGUGGGUGUUUGAGGGGAAGGGUGGGUGAGGUUCAGGGUAGUGGGUUAACCAGGUGUCUCUACAAUUCAAAUGUUUAUGUCCUUAUAGCGCUUAUUCUCUUAACGCAUUAGAUCUUAUAGUAACCAUUAAGUAAUCGGAGAGCCUUUUCUUUAGCUUACAUUGGAAACGACCUUCACCGGAGGUCAAAAUCAAAAAAGUCAAGAAUCUUUUUUUAGUGAUUUUUUUUUUCCAACAAAUUACCCCUUUCCCACAAUCCUUUGAGAGUCUUUUCUGUUCACUUGCUAGAGCUCAUUGUGGUAGUUUGUUCAUUAUCUCCAUCCCCCAUCAUGUUAAUAUAGCACUUGUCACUCUGCCUUGGAUUCUGUAUCUGUCUCUCUAAUCGGAGGUACAGUCGGUUGAGUAUAAAAUGAGCACCGGAUUUCAGGUCCGGGACUACUUACGUGCACUGUUCAAUUUUCCCAGUUUACAGUUGGACACUCAAGGGAAAACUUGCUCUUAUGCUGACAGAUAAGUGUGGUGUUAAUGCUUUGCAUUAAACGGAAAAAAUAUAAAAAUAAAAUGAAAAAAAAAAAAAAAAUCUAGAAACUGUUGCCAGCCAUGUCUCCUCCUGAGAGCUCAAUGUCAGUUUGGCUCUUUGGAGUAUCAAUGCAGGAACCGCCAUAGAAAUAUCCUGCCUCAUAAAUACACCACCCACAACACAAAUAUACAACUCUACAAAUCUGAUUUAAAAAGUUAAGUAAAUGGUGUCGAUUUUUUGCAGUAACACUUCAGUAUCUUUAGGGAAGAACGUUAUUUAAAAACUGUUUUCAUUUCUUAUCGUUUAUUGUUGUUCCUCUUCCCGUCUUGGUGACAUCUGGGACUUGAUCACUAUGUAAUGAAUUGUAAUGAACAUAUCUCUCAUCUUUUUUUGCCUUUACUAUACACAAGUCUUCAGGUUGAACAAAAAGUUUGCAUCGGGGAGAGAUUUAUGAUAUAUGAAUAUAUAAAGAGAACUUAAAACACAUAGGAAAAUGCACAGUCAUGUAAGUUCCUAUGUUCAAAACACAUUUAUGGUCUACUUUUUUCCUGUAUUUAGAAUGGUAUUUGAAAUUAAUGUUCACUUAGUGUAGGCACUUAUAGUAUUUAUGUUGAAGCCUGUAUUUUUAACUGUUUUGCCUGUACUCUUUAAAGGUUUCAAUGUACCCUUUUUUUUCUGUAGUGAAAAAAAUCCCAACAAGCUGCCACCGUAUAUUUUCUUAAUUUGGCAGGAUAAUAUAGUGUGAAUAAUUUGUAUGCUUGAAAAUAAGUAUGUUUUUGAAAAAGAAACUGUUGUGGUGUUCCCCAUGGGUGAGAGGUCAUGUAAUGGCCUUUUCAGGCAGUCCCGCUGGUGAGGCCACAAUGAGGUAAACACAGGUGGUUGUACAUAUCUUUUUAGUUUGUUUUAUAUAUUUUUCUCUCCUGCCAUUUUAUAUGCAGUAAUACAAGCUAUUGUUGGGUUUUCUCAGUAGCCAACUUUUUACUGUUCUUGAACAUGUACCACCUGAUAACAUUCCAGCUGUUUUUUAAAGAGACCUUUUGUCAUAUGCAAUCAAUCCAACAUCAAUCUGAAAAAAGCAUUUCUUUGCUGCAGUUUUUUUCUUUUGUUACUUCAAAUUAUUUUCCUGUUUCUCAUUGCCAAACAAACCAUGGUGCUUUAUAAUUUAAAUAUGGUACAUCUCAUAUGCAAGGCAUAUUCUAAAUAUAACAGAAAUCAAAGAGAGAAAACAAACGUCUGGUACAUGUUGUUCAUGCUGACGGUGUUGAGGUACAUUUAAAUCUUCAGCCUGAUUUCAUCCUGUGUUUCUGUAUUUACUCUCAAGCUAUUUGUUCUGAACUGAACUUGAAGUUGACCUACUGCAUUGGUCAGCAUUAUUUAUUAUGACUAUACACACACUCACAGACGCACACUCACCUACAUACACAUAUACACUAAUACAUACACACACAUACAUACACACACACUCUGUUCAGAACAGAGUCACAGCAAAUCCGAUCAGUCCAGUUUUUUUUCCCUCCUGAUGAAUUGUGAUGGUUUAAUUUCUCUGUUUGAUGACCAAAGGUCAUUGACCGACAUUCAUGAGUUCUUGCUCGACUUACAGAUUUUAUUGUUGAUAUUUUUCAGUUAUGGAGAUGCCACUCUAUUUUCAGCUGUUGUCUGCAUAACUCUCUUCACUCAGCCAUUUUGUCUUGAAAAAAAUAAAAAGUAUUACAUACAAAUCUGAA